AUGGAGCGCGCGCGACCUGCCACGUGGCCCGCGCGCGCCUACGUGCAAUUCGCGACACCCAGCAUCAGCGAGCAACGCGUCACUACCCUGGUGAUAAAAUACGUGGGACCUGUAGCAGUUCCUGCAAAUGACACGUGUAAAGAUUGUCUAGCGAGUCUAUUUGAGAAGAGAUUUUUCCCAAAAAAUGGUGACAUACCGAUGCUUAACCGAAAGGUGUUCCGUGCCACACUGGUACCGAUCGCGGAACACCCUUACGUGGUGAGCGUGCGGCGGCAGUAUGCUCACUACCUCACCGGCACCGUGCUCACCAAGAACACAAUACUCUCCGUCGCUCACCCGCUGUACAGAGUGGGAACUUAUGAGCUAGCCGUGGUGGUGGGCGAGAGCUACGCCGACCGGGGCACGUCUCUACAUUCAGUGAUAUUAAUAAUUAUCCACGAGGACUUCGAUCGCUUCACCCUCAAGGCUGAUAUUGCGCUCUUGAGGUUAUACGAGGAACUUAGUUACAGGGUCUCCAUAAAACCCAUAUCUCUGUCUUCCUCGUUUUCUCCAAAAUAUGGCCGAACUGCUUUCGUCACAGGAUGGGGACGAUGCGACAGAAUGGGCAAGGAGCUGUGCUUGCCUCGGUCCUCUCGAUUCUUCCGCUGGGAGAAGUUGGACCCCAUGUUGAGGACAAUCAAGUUCACCAUGACACACAGCGAGCACUGCAAUGAGUAUACUAUGCACGAACUCAAGAUGGACGACAGAAUGCUGUGCGCGGGUCCUGCUCGUGUGGAUGAGAUCCUGUGCCCCUGCAUGGCGGUGCCGGGUGCUCCGCUAGUGGUGGACGCCAAGCUGGUCGGCAUUCAGUCCUGGGGCUUCAGCUGCGGCUACCUCCGCGACAUGCCUGUGGUCUAUACGCGUCUGGAAGCUUACCACGGAUGGCUCAGCCACAACAUCCCACACUUGAGGAGAAUACACAAAGAGAAUCUAACUCAACUGUUUGAUGCAACCAAAGUGAAAAGGCUGACUGAUUGGCUAGUCAAAAGCAGAGUUAGGAUGCCUUUAUUACGGAAAAUCCAUAACCACGACCUUCAAAUAUUACCUAUUGACCAUCAAUUGACAUUGCUGAGAGGGGUAGUGUAUGAUAUUAGAGACUUCCUCCGUAGAGGGGCUUAUCACGAAGCGAAAACAGCAUUGUAUAAUUCCAUCAGGCUAUCCACGGAGAAGGUGAAGGCUAUGAGAGACAAUACCAUGAUGAAGAGCAACGUGGAAGUUGUGCCGUUUUUGUCCAAUUCCACUCUUGAUGAUAUUGGAUUAGUGCUCAGGAAUGGGAGUUUGAUAGACGAAGCUUCUGGUGAAGAAUUUGACGAAGUCGAAGAAGCAAGCAUAACUGCAAAGUUUUCAAGCUCGAGAAAUAUCAGUUUGAUAGAUGAAGAUUCUAGUGACGAAUCUGUUGAAGUGGAUGGGACUGACUCUACGCCUUCCUUAUCGACUAUCGCCUACGAUUCUGAUGAGUCUGAUGAAAAUUAAUACUUAAACUUUUGUCGAAAUUAUGUUAAUUCUA
Messenger RNA from Ostrinia furnacalis (Asian corn borer), 1546 nucleotides. RefSeq lists its product as uncharacterized. Gene Ontology annotation, molecular function: serine-type endopeptidase activity. Gene Ontology annotation, biological process: proteolysis. NCBI's taxonomy places the organism in Eukaryota, Metazoa, Arthropoda, Insecta, Lepidoptera, Crambidae. The transcript is spliced from 8 exons. The record is from RefSeq and is a predicted model, not a curated record. The coding region runs from base 1 to 1512 and encodes 503 amino acids.